UUCGCUUUCACCUUCUCCCUUUCUCUCUCACCACCUCAUGCUGCAUCCUAAAAACCAUCCCUCGAAUCCGUCGCGCUCACGCCCUCCCGCCCUUCAGAGCUGCUACGGCCCGAGUGUACCACAGUGUGUCCAAGAAAUGUGAUGGCGCGCCGCGACUAGCCAAGUGUCCAGGGGCUUCUACGAGGCAAUGACGCUGCAGAUGGAGCCGCCGGUGCCGCCGCCGCGGCGGUCCGUGUCGACGAGCUGCGACCUGCACCCGGAAGAGAUCUUCACCGGCUUCUGCGCGGCCUGCCUCCGCGAGCGCCUUGCGGGACUCGAGGCAUCCGCCGCCGCGGCCGCCACACCGGGCCGCAAGUCCACCUCCGCCAUCCGCUCCCUCUUCACCAGGCCGUUCGCCGCCGGAGGGGCCACGUCGGGCUCCGGCGCCGCGACGCUACCGGACCUCCGCCGCUGCAGGUCCUUCUCCUGCGGGCGCGGGGGCGACGCGCUGGCAGCUGCUGCCGGCGCGGACGAGCCGCAGCGGCGGUCCUGCGACGUGCGCGGGCGAAGCACGCUCUGGGCGCUGUUCCACCAGGACGACCGCGAGCGGGUCCGCGACGGCACGGCGUUCGGCGCCUUCCCGGCCUCAUCCUCUGCCGCGGCGGCCGCGCUCGCCGCCGAAGUCCAACCGCAUCCGCAGCCACCGCCUCCUCCGGUGUGCGUCCAUGAGGUGUUCUUGGAAGAGGAGAUCGCUUUGGCCGAGGAUUCCGACGAGAUUACUCCUGUGGUGGAGCCUGUCUUGGUGGUGGACACCUCUGGGGAGAUGGAGACUGAAGCGAAUGCGGCACGGGAGGUGAGGGCGAUGAAAGAUCACAUAGAUCUCGAGUCCUUUCAGUCCCAGCCAAAGAAGCUGCCGCCCAAGGACCUCAAGGAAAUCGCCGGGAGCUUCUGGCUCGCCGCCUCGGUGUUUAGCAAGAAGUGGCAGAAAUGGAGGCGGAAACAGAAGCUCAAGAAGCAGGAGGCCGCUGGCAGCGAGGCGGCGGCAGCGGCAAUGCCCCUACCGGAGAAGUCCUCCAAGCCCUCAUUCCUCCGGCGGAGUCGCUUCCACCGAGGCGAAACCGGCUCGGAGUUCGCCGGUGGCCGGCGUUCGUGCGACACUGACCCAAGAUUCUCCCUUGACGCCGGCCGCAUGUCCGUCGACGAUGUGGGCUUCUCCUGGGACGAGCCCCGCGCGUCGUGGGACGGCUACCUGUUCGGCGCCGGCACCGGCAUUGGCCCUGGCCGCGCGCCCCUGCCGCUCUCCCGCCUCCCGCCCAUCCUCUCCGCGCUCGAGGACUCUCCUGCCGGUAUCGUGGAGCGCUCCGACGGUCAAAUCCCCGUGGAGGAUGACUCCCAGCCCGAGCCCGACGCCGAUGCCAACAUCCCCGGCGGCUCGGCGCAGACGCGAGAUUACUACAUGGACUCGUCAAGCCGGAGGCGCCGGAGCCUGGACCGGUACAACUCCGUGCGCAGGUCCUUCGAAGUUACCGACCCAAAGCCAGUGGCCGUACCGGCUGCCGUUACCAAUGGCAAAGUUUCCCCCCUAGUCGGCAGCUCGGAGUUUUACCACUUCCACCACGCCGAAGACCUGCUCGACCAUCAUCGUUUCAGCACCAACUCUCUCGUCGAAGACUUCUCCGCCAGCCUGGACGCCACCUUCCAUGACCCCUCGAAGAAGCCGCGGCGGUGGCGCAAGGCGUGGAGCCUCUGGGGCCUCAUCCACCGCAGGGCCGCCGGGCGCACGAACGGCGCGUCCGACGUCACCGACCGCGCGUUCUCGGAGCCGUGGCCGGAGCUGCGCGUCCGCGGGUACAACGGCAGGAUGCAGAGGUGCAACAGCAACGCGAGCGCGCGCAGCUCGUUCAGCAGCAACAGCGGUGGCCUGGGCAGCUCGAGGCGCAGCUGCGUGGACGCCUACGGCAACGUCAAGCGGCGGCGAGAGGAAUGCGCGCUGGACCGCAACCGCAGCGCGCGGUACUCGCCGGGGCACGCCGACAACGGCAUGCUGCGGUUUUACCUCACGCCGAUGCGGAGCGCCAGCGGCCGGCAGACCGGUGUCUUGCCAGCCAAAGGCGGCCGGCAACUGAGGUCACAAUCGUUCGCGCGGACCAUGCUCGGGCUGUACUGACGACGGCGAGUUGCAGGUCAAGCUGUUCCUUUCUGUAGUCAAGUGCUUAGAUCUUCAGGAGUGUGGGCAAAUGGUAUAACCAUAAAUCUUUACAUCCUUGUGUAGUGCAGUGUUCUUUUUGUUCAUUUGGAGGUUGGAUAAAAUGAAGUUUAAUCUCAUAAAACUUUUGUGCUGUAGUUCUCUGACUCUAUCCCGCCACCCAUCGCUAGGACGGUGUAGCCGCUGUUUACCUUGCA
Messenger RNA from Phragmites australis (common reed), 2382 nucleotides. RefSeq names its product protein OCTOPUS-like. Bases 188 to 2146 code for a protein of 652 amino acids. NCBI's taxonomy places the organism in Eukaryota, Viridiplantae, Streptophyta, Magnoliopsida, Poales, Poaceae. The transcript has a single exon. The record is from RefSeq and is a predicted model, not a curated record.